Messenger RNA from Cladophialophora bantiana CBS 173.52, 1476 nucleotides. RefSeq lists its product as uncharacterized. Gene Ontology annotation, cellular component: fungal-type vacuole. Lineage: Eukaryota; Fungi; Ascomycota; Eurotiomycetes; Chaetothyriales; Herpotrichiellaceae. Gene Ontology annotation, biological process: proteolysis. The transcript has a single exon. The coding region runs from base 1 to 1476 and encodes 491 amino acids. The record is from RefSeq and is a predicted model, not a curated record. Gene Ontology annotation, molecular function: aspartic-type endopeptidase activity.
AUGGGAAACCUGUCCGCGCUCGUCCUUGCUUUGAGCUUGUUCCACCCCGCCGCUCUCGCUUCAUCUUCUAGCUCUGCUCGACAUCUUGUUCUCAAUCGUCGGAGCUCAUCGGCCUCCGCCAAUGCAACUUCAAGUCUAUUGUCAACGACAUUCGGCACAAUCUUCGAUGUCAAUGUCACUAUCGGCGGUCAAACAUUUCCCCUCCUUGUCGACACUGGAAGCAGUGACACUUAUGUGAUGAGAACUGGCUAUCAGUGUUUCGACAAGAAUAAUGGCACCGAGCUCCCGCAAUCUGCCUGUUUAUACGGUAGUGGGACGUAUACUCCGUCCGCCACAUACUCUGAAAUCCCGAAUGAGAUCUUCGGAGUUCAAUAUGGCGCCGGUAUAGCCUCCGGCAUCUUAGCACAUGAAGAUAUCACACUCGCCGGCAUCACAGUCAAGAAUUCAAUCAUCGGAGUGGCCAAUAGCUCGACCCCCAUGGGUGACGGCGUCAACUCCGGCCUUCUGGGUCUUGCGUAUCCCGCAUUGACAUCGGGCCAUCCGGCCAAUGUCACGGACAACACGACCUACUUCUACAACCGGCUCACAUACGAUCCCUUGCUGUUCACGAUGCACAAACAAGGACUGAUAGACCCAUACUUCAGCCUGGCCUUAGCACGAACGCCACAGAACGCCACCUCCGGCUUCGGCGGCUACUUGUCUCUCGGCAGCCUUCCACCAGUUCCGCACAGCGACGAAUUCACGAGCGUCUCGGUUGAAAUUGACAAUUCCGUCCCCGUCCAAGUGACAUCCAACGAGCGCGUCCGCGCCUACUGGGCGCUUACGGUUUCCUCUAUUGUGUACGGGCCCGGUAACAGCACCACGUCCCCUUCUGCUCCGCAACCCAACAACAUCACCACCCCUUCCACACUCAAAAACGCCACCUCCUUCCAGGCGUUCAUCGACGACGGCAAUUACUUCUCUUACCUCCCCGACACAGUGAUCGCCACUGUGAACUCGCUGUUUUCGCCUCCCGCUGUCUUGGAUCCCACCAGUGGUCUCUGGGUCGUCGAUUGCGCCGCCACGCCGCCUCAACUCGGCCUUGAGAUCGGCAAUCAAACAUUCUUUCUCGACGGGCGCGAUCUGGUCUAUCAGACAGCUGACCCGAGCAGCGGCGAGGCGCUCUGUGUUUCGAACAUCUUGAGUUCGGACUUCAAGCAGGGCACGUAUGGGGAUAUCACGUUGAACAUUAUUGGCGCGCCAUUCCUCAAGAACGUGCUUGCGGUGUUUGACUUUGGAGCCAAUAAGAUCCGGUUGGCCAAGUUGGAGGGAGAAGUGACUGAGAGCGAGGGUCAAGGUCAGGGUGGAAGCGGCAGUAGCAGUGACGAUGGGACUGCUCCAGCUAGCAAUGCUGCUCCGUCUGCGAAGACUUCGAAAUCUUGGUCAUUCUUGGCGCUGAUGACCUCGAUCGUGGGCGUUGGGAUCUGCUUGUUCUAA